Molecule: messenger RNA, 1896 nt
Organism: Lachancea mirantina
Lineage: Eukaryota; Fungi; Ascomycota; Saccharomycetes; Saccharomycetales; Saccharomycetaceae
Source: the annotation of a GenBank genome assembly
AUGAGUCUCGAGGAGCUGAUUCAAGACCUUGAGCGUAAUCUUUUACUUCCUUGUGGGCUGGACAUAUACGAUGAAAGUCUCUCUGUGGUUAAAAAGAAUGAGGUGAAGCAUGGUGUGGUAGGAGAUGCCUGCAUGUUGAAUUGCGGAUGUAUCAUAUCCGAAAGCUUCUUCGAAGAGCUGUCUUCUGUGAAUCCCAAGCGAGAUGAAUGCCCGGUUUGUUUUAAAAAGCCAUUUUUCAUGGUGGGUCCCAUAAGGCCACUACGAAACUUGUAUCUUCAAUUGCAAUAUUUCAAGCAAAGAGGCGACGACGUUGAUGAUGGACCUUCUGAGACACCAGGUCGGCAAUCUUUGAUGUCACUAUUUCAUACGGCUGCUCUGAAAAUGAAUAAUUUAGCACUUCCGGAAACAGGAGAAGUUCACAUGCUUGAUAAUGUCUCCAAUUCGAAAACCGUACCAAUUCAAAAUCCUCAACCCCUCUUAGAUUCCUUAUCGUCUUCACCUUCGCAAUCCUCGCUACAACCUUCGAACCUUGAUGAGGAGAAAGAACUUUUUUUCGCGAAAUGUUUCCCCACUUAUCGCAAGAAGUCUCAAUACAGCACGCAUGGCAAGUUCUUGCGCACCAGAAGCAAACUUUUCAUAAAUUCUGCCAUAUCACCCGACUGCACCAAGUUUGCGUUGAUCACUGAACACAAAUGGGAAGUAUAUGCCAUGCCGAAGGAGUCAAAACGGGAAGCUACACGAAAAAGAAAAUCCAAGAACGAAGCUGCCACACGGUUAGAAGAAGAUACCUCAAACUCCGAGCCUCAAUUACUCUUGUGUGGUAACUCUAGAGGCGAAUUUGGGCCUUCGUUUAAAAAAUUGGCUUUCCCACAUCACAGGAGUGUCUUACAACCGUUAUACUCGGACAGAACACAAAGCCGUGAGAAAAGUAGAAAGACAUCGGUACAAAUAGAAUGGGAACACCUUUAUUGUGAGCUUUCCAAUGACUUUCUUGUAAUCGCAGGAUCUCGUGGACACUUUAGGAUUUUUGAUCUCAACAAUGAUGGAAGGCCAUUAUACACCUAUGCAUCACCUUUUCCUAUCAGGUGCAUAAAUAUUGACCCGGAAAGUAAAGUCAUAGCAUGUGGAAUUACAGGAAAUGAUCGAUCCAGUGGUGCAGAGCAAGCUCUCAUCUUGUUACAUAGAAUUCAAAGGCGAGAUUCUUCAAUUUCAAGUGAUCAUUCAGCAUUCUCGUUCGAAUUUCCACCGCCCAUCACAAUUACGCUACCUUACCGUGAUCCCAUUAAUACGCUACAGUUCUCAUCCGAUGGUGAAUGCUUAUCCUGCUCAACCGCCUUGGAAUCGAGGUUUCUUCUUAUUUCCCUUCGAAAGAUAAGCGAACCGCGCUUAGUUAUGAAAUCCUUACGUUCUAUCGAUACUUCUUUGGAGUCCGAAGGUAUAACAGAUACCAAGACUUUUCCUGGUAAUCCAAAUUUAAUGUGCGUAACAUCUGUUGCGUUUAAUGCGCCCCCCAUUGUGAUCAAUACCAAAAUACAAACUAUAAACGGCGUCCAAGGAAUUGCACAACCAACUAUGCUUCUGAGAUUAGAUGAAGUAGGUUCCAAGAUUCACAAAUGCGAAAUUUCUCCUCGAUGUGAUUCUAUUGCGUUUCUCGAUAGGAAUGGCACGGUCUACAUAAUGUAUGCGCCCACGCUUUUAGACAAUGAGAAAAGGAGGAUAGUAGCGGUGGAUGUGGUUUCCAAUGCUUAUCGACUAAGGGAAGCUGCCACUCUCAAAUUCAGCCCAGACGGGCACAAGUUAUUUAUCCUCGACCGCAAGGGCACUCUGUGUAUAGAGGAUUUUGCGUACGCGCUUCCGCAGGACCACGAGGUUACGAAAUGCAAGCAAAUUAAUUGA